This is a messenger RNA of Botrytis sinoallii, 921 nucleotides long. RefSeq lists its product as uncharacterized. Bases 1 to 921 code for a protein of 306 amino acids. The record is from RefSeq and is a predicted model, not a curated record. The transcript has 6 exons. Lineage: Eukaryota; Fungi; Ascomycota; Leotiomycetes; Helotiales; Sclerotiniaceae.
AUGCUGGACGAUGACAUUAUUGCUCUGCACGAUUUACAAAACAAUUCAGAAUGGCAAUCUUGUCGCAAUUUGAGGUUCUGCGCUGGUAUCAGGGGUAUCGAAUUUAUCUACAAUACAGGUAUACGAAGCACAUGGGGCUCUGAUUAUGAUACUGCUUCACUAUCGUUUUUCCUUCAGGAAUUUGAAUAUCUUGGCAGAAUUAUGGUCUAUAAUAUUAACUCUGUAGUCUACCAUUUGCAACAGGAAAUUUGGUUCAUCACAGAUCUGAAUCGGACAAGCGAAUUUAUGCCCCCAGCACCAACGAAGUCAGGAGUUUCUUUCGAUUGCGUUGAAUACAGUCCUUUGGACAACGGAUAUAUAGUUGGUCUUUGUGAAAUCCGAGCAGCAGUUAAAAUGUUUCGGUAUUAUAUCAUCCACAACUGUGGCGUCUUCGAAAUCAAUUUGGAUCUCCUCAGCGGGUUGAGAUGGCUUUGGAUACCUGUCUCUGGAAGAGACUCUCGGAGGUGGCGAGAAUCAUGGCGAGACCACAGUUUCGACAAGAUACUGUCACCCCCAAGAAGUCACCGGUCUUCUUUUCUUUCAUUGGAUGGCAGCUAUCCUGAGCUACUCGGGCAAUUGACUGAAAUGGGCCAAACGUAUCAUUUCGAAGUGGAUGAAUGGAUCAUCGACUUGGAAAUUAUUACAAUCAAAUCAUGUGUGUUCGCAGGGUGGAGUCAUGAGCUAUCACAAGUCAAAAAGAUAACAAUCGCCAAAAAUCAAAGGAGGAUGGAGUUGAGACCCGAGAUUGUACAAAUUGCUUAUGAUGUAUCAAAUACACAAUUGCAUAAGCGAAGAGUAUCAGAAAUCACUUGGGAAUUCAACGCUAUGUACGAUCGCGUACAAUGGAAUUAUCAAGAAGAUCGAAUACAUAAGGCGAAUUGA